Molecule: messenger RNA, 1840 nt
Organism: Paraphaeosphaeria sporulosa
Lineage: Eukaryota; Fungi; Ascomycota; Dothideomycetes; Pleosporales; Didymosphaeriaceae
Product: actin-like ATPase domain-containing protein
Exons: 1
Coding region: 59-1759 (566 amino acids)
Biological process (GO): microtubule-based movement
Source: RefSeq, a predicted model, not a curated record
AGCAUCGCGCUGCAGCGACACAUGAACUGACGACUUCCCCCGUGCUUCGCCCUUGCCAAUGUCUGCCUCCGGCGAGCGCAAGGUGUCGGCCUCGCUCGGCAGGUCUGUCCGAGGCGCUGCUCCGCGCCUGGCCGACCUGGCAUCCACGCCCGAAGCCCCUCGCACACCGACUCUCGGCCGCUCAGUGUCCUCCCUCUUCGGCUCUCCUGGCGGCAGCUUCCGCACCGACGACGACUACGUGGUCAUUGAAGUUGGCUCGCGAUUUGUGCGCGCCGGCUUCCCUGGCGAGAGCACCCCGCGAUGCACCUUGGCCUACGACCCGGACAACCAGCGGCGCGUGGGCGACUAUCGCCAAUGGGACCCCCAGGGCGCGCAAAAAAGACAGAACCCGAGAAAGGGACAAGAGUGGGGGCAGGAGUACGAGCUGUACCGCAUGGACCUGAGCCAGAUUGACCUAGGCGUGGUGGAGGACAAGUUCGAGAGGAUCAUGCGCGAGGUGUACAACAAGUACUUCGUGCUCGAUACGAAGCCGCGCCGCAUCCUCCUCGCCCUACCGCCCAAGAUGCCGCAUCCGUUGAUGUCGACGUUGCUGGACGUCCUCUUUGGAAGCGUACAAGCACCGAGCAUCACCCUCAUGUCCUCGCCUGUGCUCUCGACUGUAGCAGCUGGCCUACGGUCGGCGCUGGUGGUGGACAUUGGGUGGGCUGAGACCCUGGUCACUGCUGUGUGUGAGUACCGCGAGGUGCAUGAGGAGCGGACAGUGCGAGCCGGGAAGCUGCUGAGCGAAGAGAUGGCAAAGGUCCUCAACGCGGCACUAGACGAACAUGCUGGCUAUCACGAGGGUGACGACAUCUCUUUCGAGGAAGUCGAGGAGGUCCUGUCGCGUGUCGGUUGGUGCAAGUCCAAACCCCGGUCAAAUCGCCGAACCUUGUACUUUCCUGCGCGCACCUCGCCCAUCCUCGAGGAAUUCGAAGACGCGGUGGAAACACCGGAGCCAACAAUAACCAUACCGCUCCCGAAAGCAACGCCCCCAUCGGAGAUCACCGUACCUUUUGCAACCCUCGCUAAGCCCGCUGAAUACGCUCUUUUUGCUACCGAGACUGCCUUGAAUGAGUUCGAUGACGAUGAGCUGCCGCUGCACCAUCUAAUUUAUCGCGCAUUGUUGUCGCUGCCCAUGGAUGUUCGUCGCGUGUGCAUGUCCCGUAUUGUCAUCACCGGAGGCGUGUCUGCCCUGCCCGGACUAAAGAGUCGCAUCCUUGCAGAGCUCGAGGCGCUUGUUCACGCGAAAGGGUGGGACGCGGUUCGCAACUAUGGCACAGCUAGCGCACGGCACGAACAAAUCUUGCGGCAGAAAAGAGAGGCUCUCGAGCUACAAAGGCAGGAAAGUGAAGACAAAAUGACCGAGUCGCUAGACCCAGACAGCCCUCUUCCGGCAGGUUUACGAGCACAUGAAGAAGACAACAUCGACGCAAAGCUUGCACACGUUGCCUUGCGAAACGGGCCACCACCGGUCAGUCUCACCGGUGGCAUAGUGCGUGGGGUAGAGACAUUGGGGCCUUGGGCAGGUGCGAGUUUGGUGGCCCAGCAGCGAAUCAGAGGUAUCGUCGAGAUUGACCGAGAGCGGUACCUCCAGCAUGGACUCCAAGGCGCGAGCAAGGAAAAGGAGGUAUCGGUCGUAGCGCAGCGGCAGAGUAUGGGACCCAAUGUGGUCAGAGGCGCUGGCGAGCGAGCAAGCUGGACGCUGGGUGUAUGGGCGUGAUCCCCAUGGUGCGUUUCUGCGUUCAAGCUCUAUAUAUUCCGUGAUACCCCUUGCACUAAUUGCAUUCUCUAUUCAUCCAUA